Thermochaetoides thermophila DSM 1495 is the source of this 705-nucleotide messenger RNA. RefSeq names its product acireductone synthase-like protein. The coding region runs from base 1 to 705 and encodes 234 amino acids. The transcript is spliced from 3 exons. The record is from RefSeq and is a predicted model, not a curated record. Lineage: Eukaryota; Fungi; Ascomycota; Sordariomycetes; Sordariales; Chaetomiaceae. Gene Ontology annotation, molecular function: acireductone synthase activity; magnesium ion binding.
AUGACUGCCACCAAACCCCGUGUUAUUCUGCUUGACAUUGAGGGCACUGUCUGCCCCAUCUCGUUUGUUAAGGAUGUUCUUUUCCCCUACGCACUCAAAGCCCUUCCGGCAACCUUAGCAGCGGAAUGGGACUCACCUUCGUUCGCCUCAUAUCGCAACGCUUUUCCCACAGAGCACUCUGCCACUCCUGAGGCCAUGAUUGCUCAUGUCCGGGAUCUUAUGAGCCGCGAUGUUAAGAUAUCGUACCUCAAAUCCCUGCAGGGCUACCUCUGGGAGUCAGGCUACGCUAAUGGCUCGCUCAAGGCUCCGUUGUUUCCGGAUGUGGCCCCGAAGAUACUGUCUUGGACCCGCGAUGACGGCAUCAAAGUUAUGAUCUACUCGUCGGGAUCUGUCGCGGCCCAGAAGCUUCUUUUCCGGCAUACAAACACUGAGCCGUCUGACCUGACCCCGCAUCUUACGGAUUAUUUCGACACCGUAAACGCUGGGCCAAAGAUGGAGGCUGCAAGCUACACUAAGAUUGCGGCCGCCCAUGCGGACCUAGCGCCCGCAAGUGAGUGGCUGUUCCUGAGUGACAAUGUAAAGGAAGUUGAGGCGGCCAAGCAAGCAGGGAUGCAAAGUUACGUGGUUGAAAGGCCGGGUAAUGCAGAGCUGAGUGAGGAGGACAGGAAGAAGCACCGCGUCAUUCGGAACUUUGAUGAGUUGUAG